Messenger RNA from Liolophura sinensis, 3847 nucleotides. Its product is annotated as receptor-type tyrosine-protein phosphatase kappa-like. The annotation marks the transcript as partial. NCBI's taxonomy places the organism in Eukaryota, Metazoa, Mollusca, Polyplacophora, Chitonida, Chitonidae. The transcript is spliced from 17 exons. Gene Ontology annotation, biological process: protein dephosphorylation. Gene Ontology annotation, molecular function: protein tyrosine phosphatase activity. The record is from RefSeq and is a predicted model, not a curated record.
UUAUGCAAAUAUUACAGGAGACGACGUAGAGAAGCCCCCAAGUCUGAUGGUCAAGAUCUUCAAAUAGAAAGUAGAAUAUUCCAACCAGAUAGCAGGGAGGCACAGAAUAACGUGGUGUUUGAAGACGACAGCGAUGAUCAGGAAGACGAGCCACAGGAUGACGUCAAUCCUUACGUUAACGCGGACGUCGUUCCCACCAUAGUGUCUGUCGAGGAGUUCCCAGACUACUUCGUGAGGAGGAAUGCCGGGAAAGGAUUCAAGAAAGAAUUUGCGACAUUCCUGGUGGGCUUGCAGGCAAAACACACCGCGGCGGACAAACCCAAGAACAAAGCGAAAAACCGCUAUCGGAGCCUUGUGGCGUAUGACCAUUCCAGGGUUUUAUUGUCCGUGACAGAUGACCAGGACACGGACUACAUCAAUGCUUGUUACAUCAGUGGUUACAACGAACCAAAGAAAUAUAUUGCAUCGCAAGGCCCUAAUGGCGUCAUCCUGAACGACUUUCUGCGCAUGAUCUGGGAACAGAAAUCUGGGAAGAUCGUCAUGGUGACCAACCUAGUAGAGACAACAAAGAGAAAGUGCUGUCAAUACUGGCCUGAUGAAGGAUCAGAGAUUUUUGGCCUGAUCACAGUGACAUUACUGGAUGAGGAGAAUUACGCGGAUUUCACCGUGAGAACUCUGCAACUGACACAUAUUAAAAGAAAGACGGAAAGCUAUACUGUCAAACAGUUCCACUUUACGGCCUGGCCCGAUCACGGUACACCUGCGCACGCUGCAGCGCUGCUGGACUUCCGGGACAAAGUUAACGGUUAUCAGACACCUCUGAGUGGACCAGUCGUCGUACACUGCAGUGCCGGUGUCGGGCGUACGGGAACAUAUAUAGCUCUGGAUUACCUAAUCGCCCAGGCUCAUGACGAGGGGGUGGUAGAUGUGCCUGCCUGUGUCAGGCAACUCCGGGAACAGCGAGUUAACAUGGUUCAGACUCUGGAGCAGUACAAAUUCCUUCACGAAGCCCUAGCCGAAGCUUUGAAGCUUAGAAGUAGCAGUGUUCCUGGUGCGGAAUUCCCUCGUGUUUUUGCCGAUCUGUGUAACUCUGACCCAGAGACCGGCAUGACCAAGAUGGUGGGACAUUUUCAGUCUCUCCAGAGGCUGACAGCUCCCCUGGAUAAAGCUGUUCUCACCGCGGCACGUCAUCCGGACAACGUCUCCAAAAACAGAUCAGACAGAAUCCUGGCAGCGGACACAUGCAGACCGUACCUGUCCACACCUGUACCUAACGGGAAUAACUACAUCAAUGCUGUGUACCUGCCAGCAUUAAAAUCCAAGAGGGGUCUAAUCAUCACUCAGACUCCUCUACCCGACACAGUCCUGGAUUUCUGGCGACUGGUGUAUGACCACGACAUAACUGUCAUCGUCAUGAUAGACUUGGUAGAGCCAGAUGAUACGGACUUUGGAGUAUACUGGCCAGCGGAAGGAAAACUAUUUGACCCAUUUGUGGUGCAGGUCAAGGACAAAGAAGAGUUUGAGGGUUUUACUGUGUGGACGUACCAUUUAUCUCACAAGGACGCGAACGCAGCCCACCCUAUUAAGCAGUUCCGGUGUAAGUUUUGGGCUGGGGAUCCAACCCCCUCCUCGAUACCCUCACUUCUGUCCGUUAUUGAGACCGCAACCAAGUGGCAACAAAAGACAAGCAACGCACCAGUUUUGGUACACUGUAGAGACGGCGUUACGAAAAGCGGUCUGUACUGUGUGGCCACGUCGGUGAUAGAGAGACUGAUGAUGGACCAGGAAGUGAACAUCAUCCACACGGUGAAACAGAUGAGGGCCAGCAGGCCACAAAUCAUUACAGACCUGAAUCAGUUCCAGUUCCUGCAUCAUGUGGCUUUGAGGUAUCUGGAGACCACCCACACAUACGCUAACUUUGUGUAAAAAUCAUAUUCGUCCCAUUCUCACCGUAGUAUGGGAUACAACAUUACCUGUGGCUUAUAUAUUUCCAGCCGUUGCUAAUCUUUGGAUCUGAAAGUGGAAACCAAGAAUCUACAUGUAAUUAGCAAUGGCCUAGAAUUACUUUUAUACCAUAACCAUAAUUAUACCUAUAUACUUAUAUAUAGCAUACAGUUUUUUUUUCUUGAACGUGUGUGGUUUUAUUGUAAUCUUUGUUAUGUAACAAUUUGUUCUAUUGGUUAACAGCGUGUUUAGCUCAUACCAGAAAUACAUGUAAAUGGAUAGAAACUGAUGUAUACCACUGCUCCGUGGCCAUAUGGUGGUUCGCAUGUAUACCUUCCCUCUACUGUGUGAAACAAUGCGAGUUCUGAAGAACUAUAGUAAACGAUUUUUCGUCUCCAAGUCACUGUCAACCAUGGACAGUCUUGGGCCGUGACAGUAAGCGUGACAUACUCCUGUGUAUAUGUAUGUACGUCAGGUAAUUUCGGUCUCUGUCCGGCCGUAUACGGGGGAAGGUCUGGCAACAACCUGCGCAUGAUCGUAGCUUUCCACCGGGCUCUGCCUGGUUUUGUCCCAUCAUAAUGCGGGCCGCCGUCGUAUAUGUAAAAUAUUCUUAGCUACGACGUAAAAUACCAAAUCGUCAUUAUUUUCUAUAUUGUUACUGAACGAUUUUCUGGCGUCGUAUGUAUUCUGGACAAGCUAUCCCUAUAUGGUAUUAAAGGGGAAUAAUAUAAUACAUAAUAAAUAUUUUCACAUAAUCCAGUUUUAUUAAUGUGUACAUUUUUGCGCACCAUUUUGUCAUGAUGACAACUCUUGUAUUAUACGCUUCUGUGUUUACUACAUUGUCACGUUUACAUCACCUCUCGAAAUAAAACAGGGCUUUUGUUUUGCUUGAGCUUUAACUUUUCUCCUCUUUUGAUUACAUACUAUGUGCUUAUUUGGAUAGUUCUGUUGAUGUCAGACAAAAUUAUAUCGCCUGAUAAGAAAAGGUCCUCUCAGUCUGAUACAUGAUGAGACAUCGUCUCAUGUGUUGGCCCUACAUAAUGAGGAAUAUGGCGUUUAACAUUAGCCAAAUAAAUGAAUAUUUACGAUAUUUGAUACAGACAUCGUUUUAGGAGUAGAAAAUGUCCUCCUUGCAUACACAAUGAAUAUAGGUGUCUUCCCCCUCACAUUGUCAUCAAAGCCUAAUGAACAUACAGUUCGACUGACAUGACAAUCUGGACACGUUACCUAGUCGACGGGCCGAUUCCACACAUCCAUUUCUGAUUCAAAUCAAAUUUUGAAUCACAAUUGUAAACCUUAUUUUGGGGCUUUAGUAAUUUUGUUCACCUGAACAAUGUUACUUUAAGAUAAAUGUUUCCAAAUUUCAACUUACAGCACCUAAAACUAAGCAUCGUAAUUUUUUUUUGAAUUCUGACUUUAGUCAGAAAUGGCUGUGUGGAAUCGGCCUCAGAUCGCCUAGCCCUCAGUUAUAAACUAUAUUUUGACCAAUAAGAGUAUGUAUAAACAGAUGUACGGAGACUACCAUAUUAAUAAUUUGUGAGCUAUGGAGAGAGCAUCCUAAUAGUUGCAAACAGGAAUUCCAGUUCAGCAUUAUAUGAUCUAGCCCCUGGUAAUCUCGAUGUUCUAACGUUAUUUGUGCGAGAAAACGUGCAGGCUGCUUAUAGUUGUUCGCGGCGUUUCGAUGCCUUUAGUAGGAAUAAACGUGCAUGUUUGUCACUUGGUUUUUAUGCUGAGUUACGUAGACCUACUUUGCAAAUUACCAUAUUUCAGAUACCAAUUUUCAUACCGAUAUGUUUGCUUUUCUCAGAGAUUAAAAUGUCCUACCAAUAAAAUUCCAGUGCGGUAAGAUUUAACAGUCGACACCGAUAAAGGACCGCUUGCAAUUGGAUAGGAAAUCGUCCCA